AUGGGGGGUCCAAAACGCACCGUUUUGGACCCCUAUAUAAGUCAAUUUUUUUUUUUAAAUUUCAUUUGGCAUCAGCAGAGAAAAAAAAAGAAGAAAGAGAAGGGAGAAAAGAGAGAAGGGAGAAAAGAGAGAAGGGAGGAAGGAGGGGGAGAGCUCCGGCCACGGGUCCGACCGCCGGAUGGUCGCCGGAGGUCCGCCGGCGCCGGCCACCGCGAGCGGUGGCCGGAAAAGGGUAUGGCCGGUGCUGUGGAGUGCGUGGUGGCCGACAUGGUGGCAUGGGGAGCUGGGGCGCCAGGGCAUGGGCUAGUGUCAGAGGGGCGUGCGACGCAAGUGGGAUUAGGGUUUCUGAGUGCUGAGUGGAAUUAUUGGGCUGGGGUAGUUGGGCUUCGGGUUUAGUUGUUUAGGCUUAAUGGGCUUAUUGGGUUAGGGGUUUUAAGGGGUUUAGUGUUUUGUAA
Molecule: messenger RNA, 455 nt
Organism: Gossypium arboreum
Lineage: Eukaryota; Viridiplantae; Streptophyta; Magnoliopsida; Malvales; Malvaceae
Exons: 2
Coding region: 1-396 (131 amino acids)
Source: RefSeq, a predicted model, not a curated record